AUGAGCAAUGGAAGCGAGAACCAUCCAUCCGCAGGCAGUCUGGUGGGAGGGCCGACGCCCUCUCCCGCCAUAGCUAAGAAGGUCAAAAAAGUAGUCGAGCUGAGACUGGAUGCGCCAGAACUUUCAGCGGCACUCGACCAGCUUACAGAGUUCUAUGGAGCGAAUACCCUGGAAAACAGGAGGAAUCUCAAGUCUUGCAUUGAGAAGCGAGGGAUCGAUGUGAACCAUCAGUUCAUCAACUGCUUUGAGGAUGUGAUGAAGAAAUUGGACCAUGUGGAAAACUACGUGAUGAAGUUGUCGGACUGCUCUCAGAGGAUGCAACAGAGGCUUCAUACAGCUCAGACAACAACAGCACAGGUGCUCAAACUCACGGAGCAGCUGCAGAAGAAGGAACACACGGCAGAGGCACAUAAGAACCUAGUGCUGGCGUUCCUUGAUCGGUUCCGACUGAAACCAUCGGAGAUGCAGCUCCUGCAGACCGGAGAAGUCUCGGAUCCUUUCCUUGAAGUUCUCGAUAGAGUUGGUCAGAUCCAGAGCGAAAGCAAGCAGCUGCUGCGGGUACAUCAUAAGACCGCCUUGAUGGACAUUGUAGACGAGGCUGCGUCGUUGCAGGAGAAAGGAUUUGAUCGCCUGUAUCGCUGGUUGCAAAAGGAGUUGUCAAACGUGCAGGGCGACAGUUCAGAUGUUCCGCUGCUUGUCAAGAAGGGUCUCAAGACUCUUCGAAGCAGAAGCGCUCUGUACAAAGUGUGUCUGGAGGACCUCGCGGUCUCACGUCGUCAAGCCCUUCAUAAGAGAUUCGUCGCUGCACUCAGUCGAGGCGGACCUGGCGGAACUCCGAAGCCCAUUGAGAUCCAUGCCCAUGAUCCCCUUCGCUACAUCGGCGACAUGCUUGCUUGGGUGCAUCAGGCACUGGCGUCAGAACGCGAGCUUCUGGCUUCCCUGUUCAUCGCGACUCGUCCAGACAGCUCAGAGCCUUCAAAGAUGAAUUCCGUAACCGCCAGGGUUGAAGAGGACAAAGUCUUGGCAGGGGUGUUGGACGGUGUCAGCUCGACUGUGCAGGCUCGGGUAGAAGCAGUCUUGCAGAGCCAAUCGUCAGCAGUGCUGAUCUUCAAGCUUGGAAAUCUUCUGCUCUUCUACUUACAUACCAUCGGAGGAUUGCUUCCGGACGGAGCCUCUCUGACCAGCACCAUUCAAGGCUGUCACAAGCUUGCUGGGAAGCUUUUCAUGGAACUGCUUACAGCUUCGUCUCAGCGGCUCUACAAACAGCCCCCGCCCUGCCCAUCGACCCUUGCUCCUCAUAAUGAUAUUCUUGCGGCUUUGGAAGAACUGAAGGAAGUUAUGUCAUCUUUCGACGCAUCGCUUAUACCAGCAAGAUUGCGUGAAAAUUAUUUCAAGCCUGUCGUGGAAGAAGGCGUGGAGCCUCUGAUUGGUGCUUGUGCUCUAUCUGCCAACGCCAUCACUCCAGCGGAAGGCAGUAUCUACCUGGUCAACUGCUUGCUCGCCAUCCAGACGUUACUGCAACGUUACGACUUCUGCGCGUGGAGGAUCCCGAGGCUGCAGAAUCAGAUCGCGCAGGCGCUGGAGCAAGGGAUCAAGGAGCAAGUGUUGAUCAUAAUGCGACAGUGCAACCUAGACGACAAGAUGUACUCUGUUCGUUCGUGGAAAUCCGAGCAGCGAGGGGAGGGGAUGGAGUCCUUAUCCGGCAUGGUCGGCAUGGACCCGCUCGCUCUUAGCAUCAGCCUGAAGCAGUUCUACGGAGUCGUUCUCACCAGCUCCCUGGAGUAUCGUUACGUCGACAGGCUGUCGACCAGCUCGAUACGCUCGUCCGCUCGUAGCAAGGUGGCUGCGGGCAUCACACAGAGCUACAAGGAGCUCUACGACGCCAUCAUCUCGCCGGAGUCAGGGUACAGGGAACCGCACGCUAUCUUGCUGCACGGGCCGCAGCAGAUCGAGAGCCUGCUCAUGGGGUCUGUUUGA
Guillardia theta CCMP2712 is the source of this 1977-nucleotide messenger RNA. RefSeq names its product component of oligomeric golgi complex 6 (gene COG6). Gene Ontology annotation, cellular component: COG complex. The transcript has 16 exons. Bases 1 to 1977 code for a protein of 658 amino acids. The record is from RefSeq and is a predicted model, not a curated record. NCBI's taxonomy places the organism in Eukaryota, Cryptophyceae, Pyrenomonadales, Geminigeraceae. Gene Ontology annotation, biological process: intra-Golgi vesicle-mediated transport.